AUGUUCAGAAACAUGAGUGAUGGGGGACAUUUCUCCGGCGGGCAGAGCUCGUCCUCUCCGACCGGGCAUGGAGUCACCUCUGUCGGGCUUGACAAUCAGGAAAGCUCGUGGAUCGGCCUGCUGUCCGUGGUGUCCAGGCCCGCGAUGUCAUUUCUGCAGAAAUAUCUCCCGGGUCGAACCCGAAACCCGACCAUGUCUGAUAGGGGAACUGGGUGGAUAAAUGGAGAUUUAAAAGGCAGUUUUGUUGACGAAGAGAGAGAGUUUUUAAGACAACUGGACGACAUGAUGCCGCUAACGCAGCACGCGGCUCCACACCUGACCUACCUGCGUUGUCAGCACAACGGAGCUGCCGGCCUGCUGGAGCCGAGAGACGGCUCUACUUUACCCUGGCUGACCGCUGAUUCUCUGCGGGAAAUAGGGGUUCAAAACGCAGAAAUGGACUUUGGACAAGAAUCUCAGAUUGGAUAUUUCUCUUCUGCCAGGACUUUUUUCAGUCAUGUUAUGUUGAGCUCGGUGUCAUCUCAGGAAAUAAAACCCACGGGAGGGAAAGACUGGGUGUCCGAGGCAAUGAGCUCCACCGUGAAGAGCAGCGGUGGUAAAAGCAGGACAUGGUGGGGCAGUUUUUGGGGAGGUGAGGAGAGCUCACAGAAAGGGCUGUUGUCAGAUUUGUCCUGGGCUGAGGAGGGGACAGUGACAGGCCAGCUUUGUCCACAGCAACCAGGGGCUGAGACAAAAGCUCCUGCUGCCGAAACAACCGAUGUGUUUGUCCAGAGGGACGGCAGGGAAUCGACUCUGGGAGAAAACACUGGACCGACUGACCACAAAGAGGAGCCGGCUAACAAUGGAGGCCUUCACACAGUCCAGAACACAGAGGGGUCCACACCAGACCACCAGCUCAACAUCAGCAACCACCUGAGCAGUUCAGGAGCUGCCGCCGCCUGCAGUGAGGUGGCACUUCUGACCCCUGAUCAGGACAAUGGUUACUCCAGUCUGGAGGAGGAGCAUUUCCAGAUGUGCCACCUGCACAUGGUGAAAGCCCCAAUUGAAGAACACCAGGAGACCGAACCGACUGAAAACUGUGCCACUGUCAACACAACAGAGAUGGAGGAAGAGUCGUCUGAGGAGGGAGAGUCUACAUCAGAAAAGCUAGAUAAGGAAGAAAACACUCAACACUCAGCCCCUCAGGAGUGUCAGUCUGCGGGGGCAACGGAGCACUCCACCCCCCAGUGCCCGAACAAAGCCAUUGCCUUCAUCAUGGGCUGCCCGUGUAGUGAUGAUGACGACAGCAGCCAAUCAGACAGGGAGUCAAGUGAUGACGAUGAUGAUGGUUUUGACAGCGAGGGGUCAUCUGAUCUGUCCGACACCACUGAUGAAGACGAUGAAGACGAUGACGAAGGCUCAGACUCGGACAGCGAGGGGGACUCUGAGACGGAGCGCCUGUGGAGUUCGUUGUGUCAAAGUGUGGACCCCUACAACCCCCAAAAUUUCACCGCCCAGCUACACACUGGCAGAACCCAGCCCAGGACCAUCCCCACCUCCACACCACCAUCCUCUACCCAGUCCACUCCUGCCUCCUCCCCUGACCUCACCCCUCUCCCUCUUUCCUCUUUGGCAGCCUCCCCUCCCCUAAACUCUUUCUCCCCUUCGUCCGGUCACGAUGUGUGGGAUGACUCAACUUCGGCCAGCGAGGUGGAUGAAGCCGAAAGCCUCCGUCUGUGGAGCUCCUUCAGCUCCUCCUCAGACCCCUAUAGCCCCUUUAACUUCCAGGCCCCGCUCAGGACUCGAGGGCCUGUUGAGGCUGCUCCCAGGGCCAGGGCCAAGAAGGCCUCCCAGACUCCACUCCAUUCCACCCACCAUAAAGCAGCAUCUCCACCUGAGUACAGUAAGCAAGAUGCAGAGGAGAGGCUGGACAGUGGCUUCUCUGAACCCUCCACCUCCUUCGGCUCCUCCACCACCCGGAGCUGUGGUACAACCAAGAAGGUUCGUUUCUGUGAUAAUGUGGAGGAAUUCUUCGCCAGUUGUGGUGAGGAGGAGGAGGACCGGCGGGGCCCUUGGGAGGAGCUGGCCCGGGAUCGCUGCCGAUUCCUGCGACGCUGUCAGGAGGUGGAGCAGAGCAUUGCCUACUGUCUGCAGCCACAGCACCGCAGCCUGGUCUACCACCGCCUCACCACAGUCUAUGUCCAGGACGCUUGAGGACAAUUUGUCCUGUAUGUCCAGGACGCCUGAGAUCAAUUUGUCCUCUAUGUCCAGGAGGCCUGAGGACAACGUUCUGUCCUCUAUGUCCAGGAGGCCUGAGGCCAACGAUCUGUCCUCUAGGUCCAGGAUGCCUGAGGACAAUUUGUCCUUUACAUCCUGGAUGUCUGAGGACAAAGAUCUGUUGUUUAGUUUCCAGGAUGCCUGAGGAGGACAGAGCAUCUGUUCUGAAAAUCCAGGGUGAUCAUGUAAUUCAACAUGUCUCAUUCUGAGGAAAUGGAAAGCUGCACUUGUUUAGCAUAAAUAUAAACAGUUUUGACACUAUAGAGACACAGAGAUAGCAGUUGGAUGGACUAAGAGCUGCUGAACUCUUUACUGACUGACUUUAGUCUUCUUUCUGAUGUGGUCCAGCCUCAGAGUCCACAUCUGUUUUGUUUCUGCAGCUUCGUCUUUUUUGAUUCAGUCGACUAAUUCAACAAGAUUCAGGGCAACUUCAUAACUGACUCAUUUAGUAAAAUACUGGCCUGUGAGGUGUUGUUAAGGUGUUCAUUGGGAUUUGAAGGGCUUAACUUGUGGCUUCACUGUGAGGAAUAACCCUGUUGGAGCUGAGAAGUCGUAACGUUGGGUUGGGACAAAAGCCUUUCUGCAGACAGGCAGAGAUCUCAUCUUCUCAGAUUUAUUUUUCAGUAUUUUCUCAAGCUGUUUCAGCUGUUCCAUUUUACACUUUGCAACAGACACAGAAACAAGAUGCUGUUUUAAUCAGAAAUAUGGAGUAAAGCUGAGAAACUAAGCAGGUGGUUCCCAAGAAAAGUCACAGGGGUCAGUAAAUGAUUAAAGGAAGAAGAAGGAAAAUGUGUUAAUGUUUAUCUACCGCUCCAGGCCUCUAAUAAUCCUCCAAAUGAAACAGUCAGUGGUUGUUUUUAUGAUUGAUUAAUCUGCCUUAUAAUUUGACAUAUAAUUAUUCAGUGUGAAUAAUGUUCAUCCCACUUUCUCUUCAAGGUGACGUCUUCAAAUGUCUUGAGUUUUGAUUCGAUUAACAACGACUUAAACCAGCAGAUCCUCACAUUUAAGAUGACUCCAUUUACUGAUAUGAUCAAUGAUUGUGAAUAAUUUCUGUUCCUUCUGAAACCCACAGUGAGGUUUGUCAGAUGUUCUUGUUUUUAUAUCUGAUGGAAACAGCAGCAUCUCUCUGUGACUCGGAUGUAAAGCUGACGAAUAGCCGACAGUGAAACCGCAGCUCGACUCUUUCCCUACACAUGGAAGUAAAACCAGUGAACAGACCCCGUCACAGUCCAGGUGAAACCUGUAGUGUGUAAUGAGGAUUCACGUGUGUGAAAUGACUCAGUCUAGUCUUUGUAUUUGCAGCCAAAGCUUUUAGUUUGGUCCCGUUUUCUCUUUAAAGCCAAAGAUCGCUGGAGUGUGAGUGUUAAAGUCUGACAUGAGGAGGAACUGAAGGCUCAGUGUUGAUUUGCAUGAAUUUCUCUUUAAUGUAGAAAAUGUUCCUCUAACUGCUCAGACUCACUAAUCACUGAUAAUCUAUCAAUACACAGAGUAUUCUGCUUCUAAUCAGUAUGAUAUACAUCACUGUGGUAUUAAAACAAAACUCCCUUUAAUUAGUCGUUUCUCUCACUGUUGAACUGAACAUCCAGCUGAUUAAAAAUCAGGAAACAAACAGGAAACUGCUGCAGGAUAAUUACUCUGCUUAUUCAUUGUCUGUCCUAAAUAUAAAAUGUUGUAUAUAUCUGUUUAAUAUAACACAGAUUUCUCAAAUAUGUCAGUAGUUGUACCACAGCUUUAAACAAAGUGUUGUAAAACUGCGAAUGAUGAUUUAAAUCAAACUGUUCAUGUUGCAGAUUUCCAGCGUUCACAUGUGCUGUGCAUCGUCCCAAAGUCCAAAACGAGGCCUUCAGUGUCCAGACUGACAUAUUCAUCAUUUAAAUAUUCAACCUGUUUUUAAGUAAUAAUAGUAGGAUGUCUUUUAUUAUCCAGUUUAUUUGAAAAUCCAGCCACAGUGUUCCUCUGGUGUUAUGUUUCCCUCCGCAGAUGAAUGUGUUGAGCAUAAAUGAGACCGGCCUCUGUAAUGAUCCUUGGUAUUUAAUUGCUUUAAUGUACUUAGAAGCUUAUUUUUCUAAUGUUGUGUCUUUACACUACAUUCAUUGAAUUCAAAAUUUAACUGAACCAUUGUUUAGACCAUCAACAGACCGUGGAGAGAGAAUUGACAGAUAAUUAUAACGUGAAAUACAUUAAAUGAUUCGUUCUGUAUAGUUUGUACUACAUCACACUGUUUGAGCAGUAAGUAAAAAAAUAUUGUUUUUCAGUGUGUGAUGUCAGAUGUCAGUGAAGCUGAAACUUCACGAAGAGACAGCAAAUCUUUUUCCUAAAAUAGAGUACUUAUUUUGUUGUUUCAUCACCUCCCACUAUUUAAAAAAAAAAGAAAAAUAGUUUCAGCAUCUUCAUCAUGUCCUGGAAGAAUAUUACCCAUCAGCAGCACACAGUCACAAAUCCCGCCAUGUCAAUUUAGUGAAGACGCUACAGACAAAAAACCUGCUGAGAAUCUGUGUCAGUCUGGAUGUAAAUGAGUGUUUUCAUUUUCGUUUUCUCGUAUCGUCACAAGUGUAGGAUGUUAAGUUCAACAGACAGAAAGUUAACGAACCUCUAACCAGACUGAGUCAGUCUGAACGGGGGGAGGGGGUUUCCCUUCGAAGACUCUGACUCAGUCAAAUGUUUCCAGGCUGAGCUAAUUCCUAUAAAGUAUCUGCAUGAGCCUCUGCUCCUACAGCACCAAUAUAAAGUCCUCACUUUAUAUCACUCACAUGAAGAGAAACGCUGAGGAAACUCGUGUGCGAACAGGUAAUUGAUGUUAAAAAGAUGAAUCACUACACUGUGUUCAAUUAACUGGAGCGGAUGGGCAAUGUUUUUGGGACUAAAUAAAAACCCAGAGGGGAACUUAUCAUUUUAAUUAAAAUGACAGAAAAUCUGAAAACAGAAAAACAGAGGGAGGUGGAACUUAAGAAAAAAAAAAAAUCGACAGAUGAAUCUUCGUUGUUAUUUUAGUCAAAAAAAAAAGCUUUUUAUUUUUCUAAUGCUUGAUUUGGUGGGUAACCUAUUCUGCUUCAUCUCCUCACAGUCUAAAUAUGAUUUUAAAUAUUAAAAUAAAAUCAAUAUUUAAUGAAAA
Messenger RNA from Seriola aureovittata, 5368 nucleotides. RefSeq names its product protein phosphatase 1 regulatory subunit 15B (gene ppp1r15b). Bases 1 to 2193 code for a protein of 730 amino acids. Gene Ontology annotation, cellular component: endoplasmic reticulum; protein phosphatase type 1 complex. The transcript has 2 exons. Gene Ontology annotation, molecular function: protein phosphatase regulator activity. Gene Ontology annotation, biological process: response to endoplasmic reticulum stress. The record is from RefSeq and is a predicted model, not a curated record. Lineage: Eukaryota; Metazoa; Chordata; Actinopteri; Carangiformes; Carangidae.